UCGUAAAGGGAUAAAAGUGCAAAAAACACAAACAAAUGAAAAUAUAAAUAAAUAAAGAUGGGGCCCGCCCAACACGUCGCCAUCAAAUAAGCAUUGGACAGAAGAGAAGAGCUUCACACAGUUGCCCAGUAGCUGUUUUUUUCUCCUUCUCCCUCUCAGCAACUCUAAUAACCGGAGGAGGAUCUUCGAGGUUACUGAGCCCAUCUCUCUCUCUCACUCACACACACUCACGCAUCUGCUAUGUCGCUCUAUAUGUAGAUUUUAUGUAUGUAUUGAGCUGAGUUGAUCUAGGGUUUUGGGGUAAGGUAGGAUCUGGACGCUGAUGGCUUCGAAGCGUAUCUUGAAAGAGCUCAAGGAUCUUCAGAAAGAUCCUCCUACCUCGUGCAGCGCUGGACCAGUUGCUGAGGAUAUGUUUCACUGGCAAGCAACAAUUAUGGGUCCUCCUGACAGUCCCUACGCUGGUGGCGUGUUUCUUGUUACUAUUCAUUUCCCUCCAGAUUAUCCCUUUAAGCCACCUAAGGUACUCAAUGUGCUGUGAUUAAUUCUAGGAGAAUGUGGUAUUGACAUCCUCUUCCUAGCUAGAUUAAUGUCUUUUCUUUUUAAAUUUUGGUUGGAACUAUGGGGUAAACUAUACACAAUAUUGGCAAUAAGUUUGUCAAUAUAUCUGAAUCUCAUCAUCUUUAUAUUCGGUGCAGUAUAUUUCUGUAUUUUUUCUAAUUGGGUGGUUCGUUCAAAGAACUAACAGUUAUAUGUGUUAUUAUAUCAAUAUGUUUGGGAUCUGGGUAUAUAUUUUUUGGUAUGUGAUCGUAAGAUAUUGAUAUGUCAUUAAUAUGGUUAGAGUAAAUGCAUUUGGCCUUAUUUAUAUUUGAUCAUUUGAUGUUUGCAACCACUUUCUUGGAAUGUUAUUUUGAUGAAACCGAGUAGAAGUCUAAUGAUUAAAUUCACAAGUCAUGUGCCUUUAUGUUCCUUUGGUGUCCAAAACCUGGGGUGUUUAGAUUUGUGGAAUCAUCAGGGCAAAGAAGUGGCCUCUUCCCCGGCUUUGUUGGGGACUGCAUGAAAAAAAUCUGCCAGCAGAGGGUUCCCAAGCAGCUAUCUAAUUACUAGAGCUGCAACCCUUUUAUCUCUUGUCAUAGUCUCAAAAGGACCAUCCCGAAUAGAACGGCAAUAAAGGAGAAGUUGGAUAUGAUAUAUAUAUAUAUAUA
This is a messenger RNA of Ilex paraguariensis (yerba mate), 1202 nucleotides long. NCBI's taxonomy places the organism in Eukaryota, Viridiplantae, Streptophyta, Magnoliopsida, Aquifoliales, Aquifoliaceae. The record is from the annotation of a GenBank genome assembly.